AGCGGAGCCGGUAAGCGGAUUAUAAAGGUCACUCUGCCUACUCCCCUCUCUCCCUAAUUACUCUCUCUUUGUCUCCUACCUCUCCUUUGCGAGAUAACAAGCACAACUCACUGCAUACAUCACACACACUUUGCAUAUACUGCAAUUUCACACAAUUUCGUUGAAAGACAGCCACCGUUUCUUACUUGUCGACUCCUUAUCACUCACACGACCAUGCCUGCCAAGCGUCGUUGUCAGUUCACAGGCUGCACAUCCGCAGCACUCCGUAUGAUUGGCGAAUGCCCGAACUGCUCUUUGAACUUCUGCGCAUCUCACCGACUCCCGGAAGACCACAUCUGCCCGAAACUGAGCGACUGCCGUCAGCAAGCGUUCGAGAGAAACAAAGCUCGUCUAGAGUCGGAGCGGACGGUGGCGAACAAGAUGGGCACAGCGCAGUCAUGAAUCGUACGUGGGCGGGGGAGGCUGACGCGGCGGGCUGGGAAGGGGAGGUGGAGCAGACGGCGAGAAGGAGUGGGUGUGAGCAUGAGUGGUCGUGGAUGUGGCCGUGGAGGUCGGUGCCAGCUCGGCGAGUUUCUUGCGCCCGUUUGAGCCGGCCGCUCGUGUCGGCCUGCCAGCAGUCCUUCCUUCAUCCUUGCAUGCCCGCUCUCCUUCCACACACACUCUUGCACCCCAUCCUCUCCCUCCCUCCUGUUCCUGCAUUCCCUGCCCUCUCCGACCGGACCUGGACCAUACACCGCAUACCACUUCCUCACACAUUCCCGUAUUCUUAAUUUAUCAUUC
This is a messenger RNA of Dacryopinax primogenitus, 780 nucleotides long. RefSeq lists its product as uncharacterized. The transcript has 3 exons. The record is from RefSeq and is a predicted model, not a curated record. The coding region runs from base 214 to 441 and encodes 75 amino acids. Gene Ontology annotation, molecular function: zinc ion binding. Lineage: Eukaryota; Fungi; Basidiomycota; Dacrymycetes; Dacrymycetales; Dacrymycetaceae.